CUACCUUCUCUCAAUUUCAAGAAGCGGGAUCGAGAACUAGAGCUUGUCAAGGAAGCACUUUUAAAGCAAGAGGCUGGCAUUUUACAGUCCAUUGAGUCUAUAAGGAGAACUUUGGCCGAGUCUGAGAAGAACGAAUGCUUCUACAGACAAAGGGAGUGUUGACGGAGGAGCAAUCAAUGGCAAAACACCAGUCGCCAGAUGACAAUCAACAGAGACAGGUUCCUUCUUUCCAAGACAAAAUGCAGGCUGCUGCUGCGGGAAAGAAAAGGGAGAGCGAGAUGUUAGAGUCUCAGCUCCGAAAGCAAUUACAUGAUACGCAAGAAAAGCUUCGUGAGGUCCAGGAGCAAGGCCAGCAAGAGCUUGAACCGGCCGUCGAUUCACUAGACAGUCAAGAAGACCCCGACAAGUCUCAGGGAUUUGAAGAUUUACAGGCUGAAUGUGAUUAUCUGCGGAAAGAGAUGGCGCAUAUGAAACGACAUUUGGAACUUUCGCAUCGGAACAAUGAUCAUGACUUAGAGAAUCAACCGCCGGAGUCAUCAAACGUAUGUAAAUUCAACCCAGGACAGGAGCACUUGAGAUUAGAGUCAGCGCAGAAGCUAGUAACUGAACUCCGAAGUACUUUAGAAGAAAGUCAGAAGCGACUGUCUUUACUGGAACAGAGUCAUGAAAGGCAUGAGGAUGAACUCCAAAUGAAGAUGUUUGAGAUGCAAGAUCGGGAAGCCCAUCUGUUAACGGAGCUCCACAAUGUCCAAGAACAACGCCCGGACCAGGGCCCAAAUAACCUUUUGAAGGAGCAGAGCGAUAUAAUACACGAUGGUCAAAAGGAGCUGGCGAAAAUAACGAACCAGCUCCACUUAACCACUAAAGAACUCGAAGCACUGCGGAUGGAGUAUGCUUCACUGACUGCAUUCCAAGAGCAGUGUCAUACUCUAAGUAGCCAGGUAGAGAAACUCAAAUCCGAACUUGAUCAACAGAAAGAGCUAACUCGACAUUGGAAGGAAGAGAGCGAGGCAAAGGAACGUAAUUUGAUCACCAAGGAGCAAAAACUCGCAGACAUGGGGACAGUCGUUCUCCAAGAGCAGGCUAGUUCUCAAUUGCUGAAAAAGGAGGUGGAGGAGUUCCAAAAGAAUUUGAAGUCCAGGGAACUGAUCGUAAGUGAAUUGGAAAAGGAGCUGCAGCAGCUUCGACAAUGUCUUAGCUCCAAGGAGCUGGCAACCUUCAAACUUGAGGAGGACGUGCAGCAACACCGAGAAAGUCUAAAUCUUAUGGACCAAACUGUCGCUGACAUGGAGAAGAAUUUGCAACACCAUAGGCAGUCUUUAGCCCAGAAUGAGGAGAAAGCACACAAUCUGCAAAAAGACCUCGAACGAGCACAUGUGGACCUGCAGGAAUCUCACAAAAAGUACAACGUCCUCGAAGAAAACAUGAAGAAAGAAGCUGAGAAAGACAAGAUUCAUUUGGACGAGGUAAAGACUGAGCUGUCCAAGAGUAAAGAAAAGUUGAAUGAAGUAUUGGCUCAGCUGGAAACAAGAAGCUCGGAAGAAAUGCAAUACAGAAAAAAGUCGGCACAGGAUCUGCAAAAAUUGCAAGAAGAGCUGCGAUCAGCCCAGGCACAGUUGGACGAAAAAGUUGAAGAGGAGAAAAAACUACGAAGGAAGUCGGCACAGGACUUGCAAGACGCACAGGAACAGCUGCGGGCGUUGCGGGCACAGUUGGAUGAAAAAUCUGAAGAAGACAAAGCUUACAGAAGAAAGUCAGUGCAAGAUUUGUACGAAGCACAGGAACAAUUGGAAUCUCUGCAAUCAGAAAUGGGUAUCCAAAUCGAGAAAGAGAGAAACCUUCGCAAAGACUCCUUGAUGGACUUGCAGCAGGCGCAUCAAGAGCUGAAAGAAUCGAAGAAAAUUUUGGAACAAGUGGAGAAAAAAGCUGAUGAAGAGAAAGCGCUUAGGGAAAAAGCAGAGAAGGAGCUGCAAGAGGCACAGGAACGCUUUCGGUCUCUGCAUGAGCACGCAAAUAAAAAGGAUGAGGAAGAAAAACACUUCAGGAAGCAGUCGAUACAAGACCUGCAAGAGGCUCAAGAAAAACUGCGUGCCAUGCAGCAAGAGCAUAGAAGACAAAGCACCAUAUCGGAGGAAAAGAUGGAUUUGGUGCAAGCUCAGCAAAAAGAUCUCGUGGAACAGCUGGAAAUUGUUCAUGAAGAGAAGAGACGGUUGGAGUUAGACAACGAACAAGCUCUCGAAGAGCUGGAGUUGAUAAAGAAGGGUUUCGCUGGAUUACAGGCUACUCUUGCUAAGCAUGACUUAUGUGUUGACUUUGUAGAAGACCUUGGGGGCGUUUUAAUUGGUCUGCACAACAUUAUUGACAAACACAAGAAACAACACCAACGUAGACGAGAAGAGAAAUCCGACUAUUCAGAACAAGGGGUCGGCAGCAAGACAUCUUUGAGAAGCAGCAAGGCCGGGAAGUUGCUGAAAGAUUUGAACACCAAGAUCGAGGAUCAGAAGAAACGAAAGCACAGCAGAAGGGAUGAACGUUCAGGAUCUUCAGAACAUGGCUCCCGCAGUAAAGGAUCGCGGCUGGAAAGAAGUUCAUUAGAUACUACUGAUAUUGGAUUCAGUGAUGACUUCACAGAUGAAGGUGCCCCUGAUUUCAGGGAUGUGGCCAGCUUCACACAUUCUGAAACACCCAAGACUGAAGAGUCUGGAGGAGCCGAGGCUGGAGGUGAAGAAGAGCCUUCCAAUGCUGUCGAGCUCAAGGAGGAACUGGAGGACAACUUGGAUGACGUUUUGGAGACUUUGGGUGUAGACCCAGAUUCGGAAGGAAUGACGGAUGAAACUUAUCAGAAACUAUUGAAUGAACGAUUUCAACGGAAAUUGGAAUCAGGUCCUGAAGAGGUGGAUCUCUUGGAUACAAUAAACAUGUUCUCCACUACUUGACACUUGUUGUUGCUAGAAGGGGGAUGGUUAGAGAAUUAUGGCAUAACCUGAGAGCCACCAAAUAAACUUUCAUCGUCGUGGACAAGAACAACUAUUAGAAGCUUCCAGCUUUGGGUAGAAAAGAAGUUGCUCAUCACCCCUCGUAUGUGAUGCUCUUUACGUAGUAACUUCAAAAUCUAUAGCCUCUUUCUCCUAUCUGAGGCUCCGAGCUCAGCUUGUGAAGUAAAUUUAUAGAAUUGUAGAUCAAGGACCACAAAACCAGUCUCGAAUGCCUGCAUGUCGUGUGAUAUGAUCAGGACCUCAAGGCACUUUGAUUGGGGCAGAUCACUAACAGUUGAAACCUGCACAGCUAGCCUACACCAAUUUUUCGACCACUAAAUGUCCUCAUGUCGUUAUCAAUGGUCACGGUGGUGAUGAUGGCGCUGCUGGAGUAGAGGAGGGAUGGUGGAGGAAGAAAGAGCAAACGAGAACGAGAGGGAAAGGAUACUGUGAUGGAAUCAAUCGAUCAAUCAUUCAACAGUGCUCCCUCGACUAAAAUCUCCUACUCAUGCUCCUCCAUUCCGCUGCUGCUGCUCCCCAACCAACCGAACUUUUGUUCCAGGCCGUUUCAGGGUUUGACAUGCACAGAUGAUAUGAAGUUUGCUUAGAUUGCCUAAUACUAACGAUGCAGAACGCCGAGACGAAGUGAUUUGUGACUACCUGCUACGUCCAUGGGUACUAAGAAAAGUCUUUACUGAUAAAAAUCGUGAAGUGUUCAACGAGAACUUUGGCUCGUUUUUCUAUUUAGUGAUAACAAAUCUAAUCACUAACUAGAAUUAAGCUACUGGAAUUAAAUCAGGCAUGAGUUAGUACUAACAAUUAAAAACUCUCAUUAAUAUCCAAAAAUAUUUGACAAUCCAAACUCGUCAUUGAUGAAGCAAGCUUUCAUACAUAGAUUUCUCCAAAUUCGCCUUAAAAAUAUAAAUUUUUUUCUCUAUUUGUAUUAAUUCAAAUGUAGAAUUAUAUCCAUGAAGAAUAUCAUAUGGUAAUAUAUGAUCGACCUAUCUAGAUAUUUUAGAAACUUUUUAAACUUUUUACUUGAAGUGAGGAAAUGUCAUUGAAAUUUAAAAAAAAAUUUGUAACUCAGUUUGACAUUAAGUCAAAUUUAGACUUAUCCAC
Molecule: messenger RNA, 4094 nt
Organism: Marchantia polymorpha subsp. ruderalis
Lineage: Eukaryota; Viridiplantae; Streptophyta; Marchantiopsida; Marchantiales; Marchantiaceae
Source: the annotation of a GenBank genome assembly